GCGGUCAUCAAAAAAGGUGAAAUUUUGGGAAAAAGGAAUUCGGACGCCAUUGGCGGAACCUGGCGAGAGAGCGAGCAAAAUAUUUUGGUUUAUUCCCACCAUCCUGAUUCUGUUCAGUUAUCUUUUUAUUUAAGUUUACCAUCGUAAGCCUUAGCUUAGUGUAGCAGUAAGCCGCAACCGCCACCAGAAGGUCGCAUGAGAUGAUUCCGCAGAGAACGAAGGUGUUCGUCGGCAGCCUGCCACCAGCGACCAAGCCGGAGGAGGUGCGAAGAUUGUUUGAAAACUAUGGCGUCGUGACGGAGUGCGACGUCAUGAACCGAUGCGCGUUCGUGCACAUGCAGAACCAGGACAUGGCCGAGAGCGCAAUCCAGGCGCUCCACAACACGACGUUCAAGGGCGUCACAAUCGUGGUCGAGCGGGGCCGUGUACGCGAGAGGCCGCCCGGUGGCGUCGGCGGGAUGGACAGUGCGCGCGGGCGCGUCGGUGCCGGUCCGAUGCGGGGUUCGCGCGGUGGAAUGCGAAGUCAACCGUACGGUUCUUACGGAGCAACUCGAGCGACACCAGGAGGAGGUGGAGCCGGCGGCGCCGGCGGUGCAGUUGCAGGUUAUGGGCCUCGCGCAAGCUACGGCACCGGCAGCCGCUACGAGGGCGGUUCCUACAGGAAUGAUGUGGGAUACAGUUCCUCGAGCAGUGCGUACGGUUACGGGUACACGAGCAACGGAGGAGGCUAUGGCAGUACGCGUCACUCGAGCAGCGAAGAUCGUCGCGGUUUCACGCUCCCCUCAUACCCAGCCGAUCAAAGCAGAGCGGCGUACGGUAGCUCUUACGAUGGUUACUCGGGCUAUGAUAGUUACAGCAGCGGCUAUGGCUACGAUACCAGCCAAGGAUCAACGAGCUACCAACGGUGGCCAUCUUCGUCCACUUCCGCGGCAGAUAGCUACUCUUACGGUGGUGGCUAUUCGCAAGCACCGGUCGAUGGUGGUGCCGCGGGCCCAAGCACAGAUUAUAGUCAAUCCUAUCCUGCGAUGGGUGGUGGCUCAUCGGGAUACCGCUCACCGGCGGCCACUGCCGCUGUGCCUCCCUACCGCAGCUCGGAGUCCGGUUACGGACCUCCGCCACCAUCCUCUGGCCGAAGGUUUUGAGUGCCAAAAAAAAAAAAGGGAAGGCAGUCUAAUCCUUCGCCCUUCUUAAAUUCAAUCCUCCUCCUUCUCCUCCUCUUCCUCCAACCUCCCAUUCCACCACAACCAUCCCCUCAAUCUUCCGCCCUCUCUCGAUAGAUUGUGACGGUUCUUCGGCAACGCGGACAUCGUGCGUACAACAGCAACAUUGUUGUUCGCGCACGUGCAUCUCUCCGCCCGUUGCGUUGUAAUUAGUUUUGAGAAUGUUUGCAUCCUUUCUCAUAUCCAUCGGUAGGGGUCAAGUAACUAGAAACGAACACGUUUGUUCAAGUAAGGCACAUUUAGGUCGACAGGAAUCACCAGCGAGAGAGAAAGAAAGAGAGGAGGAGUGAACGGGAUAGAAAACGCUACCUUGUCGGAAGAAGGCACGGGCGAGACAUAUGAAUUCAAUCCAAAUUGCAUUAUCUUCACCACCAACCACUUAGAGAUUGUAAAAAUCAUACGGACCUUGAAGCGAACUCGUUUCGUUCUCGAUAAAUAAGCUUUUCCCAACCAUCGUGAGCUCACAUCGCGUUCACGAGGAGCUUCACCCCUGCAUUCUAACCGUACCCCGUUAUUCGAUCGAAUUCUCACUACACACAACGUCGGCAGCGGCCCUUUCCUAUUCAUUAAAUUGCACUCAUUCGCUGGAAAGUUGUUAUCAACCAACAUCAUCCUUCUUUGCUAGAACGCCACAGCGCCAUUCGGAAUCGGAAAACCGUGUGACCCCAUGUCAAAGUGCUGCGCUGGUGUAAGCCAACUUCUUACUGCCGGCUACUCGCUAAGAACUAAGUAAAGCGUUUAGACGAUAUUCUAAUUCUUCUAAUAAUGUGGUUUAAAAUGUGGAACUAAAAACAAAACAAUCGAACUCAUCCAUGAAACACUCUCAUGGCAUGGAAAUGCAUAACAGAGAUCCCGAAACAGUGAACAGACGUCCAAUGACGAAAGUAAAACCCGAAUCCCAGAUCCCAAACUGUUGCAGCAGUUUAGAAGUGCACGAUAUCAUGAGUGCACGGCUGCCAAUCAGCCCAGACACAGAACCCCACCCUCCCGAAAAUCAUCCCUACCGCUCCCCACAAACACAAUCUACAGAAAGAAUCAACUUUUUUUUUGUGCGAAAUAGUAUAAUAAAACAAAAAUGAUGCAAAAUUACUCAGCGUGGUCAACACUGGCGCUGCACAACAGGUGUGGUCGUCGUCGUCGUCGUUCACUGUCGUCACGGCAACGGCACGCGGAUCUCUUCGCAAUCGAUUUUCUUACGAAUGCGCACGCGGCGCACGUGCUCGUGUGAGUAGUAGAGUAGUAGGGAGACGAAGUUCGCUCUGGAAAGAAGGAGAAAAACUACUAAACCGGCUCAGCAGCAUUAUCAUCAACAUUCUCAUCCUUUUGCGCCAUUCGUUCGCUACUUCUCCGGCGGGAUGCGUGUUUUGCGUACGCUUGCUAAUGCGUGUGAAAAGGUCACUAACGAGAAGCGCGGCGCGCGCGCACGGGCACCCGGGACCAAUGAUAAAACCUAUUUACUAGUAAAAUUAAUAACAUUCUUUUCUAAACCUU
Anopheles aquasalis is the source of this 2711-nucleotide messenger RNA. Its product is annotated as RNA-binding protein 4.1. Lineage: Eukaryota; Metazoa; Arthropoda; Insecta; Diptera; Culicidae. The record is from RefSeq and is a predicted model, not a curated record. Gene Ontology annotation, molecular function: RNA binding.